AUGAAUAACCCGGAAUAUCCCUCCUAGAUUACUUAAACAAUUAAUGACAUCACUUUCUCAAGCGCAUUUGAUUCAGGCAAUUUAAAAAGUGUUAGCUAUGAAGAUGGAAAAUAUAUCCUCCAAAUCUCAAGUGAUUGGGGAAUCAAUGGAAAAACCACUAAUUACAGAACCUGGUUCUACUUCUCGGUAUCUGCUAAGUCUGAAGAAGCUAUCACUUUUGUAAUAGCUAAUAUGCAAAAUUAAAUCGUAUUAUUUAAAGAAGGUAUGCAACCAGUUUUUAGAACUUCUAAUUCCACUCAAUGGGAAAGGAUUAAAGAACCCUGUCAAUAUCGACUAGUAGCAGAAAAAUAAUUUGAAAUCUCUUUCUAACACAUGCUUCCUAAUCAUGAAACAGUGUAUUUUGCAUUUUUCUAUCCGUGGAGUUGUCAAGACAAUGAAGAUUUUCUACAACAUUGUUAUACUAUCUCUCUUUAAAUCCCGAAUAUUUAUUAUGAUAAUUCCAUACUCUCAUAUUCCAAAGAAGGUAGACCUAUCAAUUUGAUUACAAUCACAAAUGGCUCCUCAGAAAUUCAAGAAUAACCAUUGCCUGGAAUUUUCCCUUAAACAAGACCAGCUGUUUUUAAAAAGCCUCAUAUAUUCAUCUCUGCUCGUGUUCAUCCAGGAGAGGUGCCUAGUUCUUUUGUUCUAAAUGGACUUAUCAAAUAUCUCUUAACUCCAAAUGAUCCUGUCGCUAUGGCUGCCAGAGACAAUUUUGUUUGGUGCUUUGUUCCCAUAAUUAAUCCUGAUGGAGUUUAUAGAGGACAUUACAGAACUGAUUCGCUCUGUUAGAAUCUUAAUCGCUAUUAUUUAUCGCCUUCCAAAGAGGAUCAUCCAACAAUUUAUGCAAUCAAAGAAUAUCUAAUCAGACUUCAUAAAACAGAUCGAUUCCUUGGAUAUAUUGACUUACAUGCUCAUGCUAAUCAUAAGGGAGCAUUUAUUUAUGGGAAUUAACUCAAUCAAUUAAGCAAAUAGGUCUAAAAUUGUGCAAUUCCUAAAUUAAUGACCUUGUAUUCUUAGAUCUUUGAUUAUGAUGCUUGUAAUUUUACAGAGAAGAACAUGUACUCUGCAGAUAAAGGAGACGGACUCAGUAAAGAAGGUUCAGGCAGAGUAGCCCUCUUUAAGACAUGUGGAAUCAUUCAUAGUUAUACUCUUGAAUGCAAUUACAAUACAGGCAGGCUUACAAAUUUAACUUAUAAGUAAUCUGAAGAUAAUUCAUACAAAGAAAACAACUUAGAGGAAAAUGACAUUUUGGGAACUUUGUAUACAACUUAUCCCAAAUCCAAGUUCUUUACAAUAGAAGAUUACGAAGAAGUUGGAGUUGGAAUCGUAAAUGCCUUUCUUGAUUAUCACCUCCUUAAUCCCAGAAGUAGAUUAACAAAUUCCCCUUUUAAGACUUUAGCUAACUUUAAAACUUAUUUAGCAAUCAAUAUUGCUAAAUAAACUAUUUUUAAAUUUGACCCAUAUAUCAAAAAUGUCUUCAAGUAUAUUAACAAUAAAGAAUAAAUCCCAAGAGUCCUUAAGGCAUUUUAUUAUUAUAUUAGCACUGGUUAGAUCUAAGAUUUUUUGGAACCAAAUCCUGAAAAUCAAGGAAGUAAGCCAUUAACAAGAUAUGAAAAAGCUUAAGAAAUCAAAAGAGAAAAAGAAAAAAAAUUAUAAUAAUAAUAAAAAUAAUAAUAAGAAGAAUAAUAAUAAGAAAAGUAAGAAGAAUUUGUCUAAUAAUAACAACUUUUAUAAUAAUAGGAAUAAGUUGAACCUUUAUAAUAAUAACUUGAAACAGAUUUAGAUUCUUUAUAAAAUUAAGAAUGUAACUUCGAUAAAUUUAAGGAACAUUCAGAACCAAUGGAAUAACUGUAACCAAAAAUUGAAGGAUGCUUAUAAAAUUGAAAUUUAUUGUCAAUUCAUAUAUUCCCAUUACACUUUUUAUAAAUACGAA
This is a messenger RNA of Paramecium tetraurelia, 1972 nucleotides long. RefSeq lists its product as uncharacterized. Gene Ontology annotation, molecular function: zinc ion binding; metallocarboxypeptidase activity. Lineage: Eukaryota; Ciliophora; Oligohymenophorea; Peniculida; Parameciidae. The transcript is spliced from 6 exons. The record is from RefSeq and is a predicted model, not a curated record. Gene Ontology annotation, biological process: proteolysis; protein deglutamylation.